Molecule: messenger RNA, 2611 nt
Organism: Anoplopoma fimbria (sablefish)
Lineage: Eukaryota; Metazoa; Chordata; Actinopteri; Perciformes; Anoplopomatidae
Gene: trmt2b
Product: tRNA methyltransferase 2 homolog B
Exons: 2
Coding region: 98-1585 (495 amino acids)
Biological process (GO): RNA processing
Molecular function (GO): tRNA (uracil(54)-C5)-methyltransferase activity, S-adenosyl methionine-dependent
Source: RefSeq, a predicted model, not a curated record
UAUGAAUAUAUAUAUAUAAAUAUAUAUAUAUGCACUGAUCGUCUUUGUGACACUUGCAGAACCCUCAGCUAUUAUAGUUACUUCCUCUAAAGUCAAAAUGGCUUUAGCAGCUUCACACAGCAGGUCAGUUAUAUUUGGCAAGUGUAAUAUUCUGUAUAAUGUUACAGUGAGGCAAACCUGCCUGUUGUUUUCGACUAAUGGCGUUAUCUCAGAUGGCCAGAGGAAACCAGCACCGAAGAGACAGUGGAGAAAAAGUCAGAAGUCAUCUCCCUGUUCUGAUCAUCUGUCCUGGGAGGAAAGGCUGGCUGAUGUGGUCACUCCUCUGUGGAGGCUGAGUUAUGAUGAGCAACUUGAGUUCAAGCAAAAGCAUCAGGAAAGGAUUCUGUCUCAGCUCUCCGUGCAUCUCACAGGUGACUUACAAUCAUCAGCUGUCAGAAGUAAACCCAGCUUCCCUGUCUUGCCUGUUCUGCCAUCGCCAGUAAGGGAUGGCUACCGCAACAAGUCUACGUUUUCUGUAAACAGAGGAGUGGAUGGAAACCCAAAGACGGUUGGUUUUUACGUGGGUACAGCCAAGAGGGGAAACAUUGUCUGCGUCAACGGAGACCACCUGCUCAACAUGCCUAUGAAGCACAAUCUGGUAGCCAAGUGUUAUCAGGACUUCAUCCGCCUUUCGUCCCUGGAGCCCUGCCUGCUGUUCCACACUGGGGGUCACUGGAGAGAGGUCACAGUGAGGACCAACGCAGAUGGCCGCACCAUGGCGAUAGUGUACUUUCAUCCACAGGCGCUCACUCCAGAUGAGGUGGCCGUCCACAAGGCUGACCUGGUGGAGUACUUCACGCGGGGGCCUGGAUUGGUCUGUCAGUUGGACUCACUGUUGUUCCAGGAGAGCACCAUGACUCGCUGCACUCAUGAGGAAUCCCCCUACCAGCUCCUGCAUGGUCAGCCACACAUAUACGAAGAGGUGCUGGGCUACAAAUUCCGCAUUUCUGCCGAUGCCUUUUUCCAGGUGAACCAGGCAGCUGCUGAGGUGCUAUACAGCACAGUGAGACACCUGAGCGUCCCAGACCCUGCAGAGGGUGGAGGCAGAACAAAAGUCGGUGGUACUCUCUUGGAUGUGUGCUGUGGGACGGGUGCCAUUGGCAUUACCACAUCUCCCAGAGUGGACAGAAUUAUUGGUAUAGAGCUCAUAGAACAGGCGGUGGAAGAUGCUCGACACAACGCAGCUCUCAAUAAUGUACUGAACUGUGAGUUUAUCCCGGGGAAGGCGGAGGUGGUGCUUCCUGGCCUAAUGUCCCAGUUGAGCUCCGCAUGUGGCGGACCUGUUGCAGCUGUGGUAAACCCAGCUCGAGCUGGUCUGCACCACAGAGUGGUCCGAGCUUUGCGAAACCAACCUGCCAUCCGCAGGCUGGUCUAUGUUUCCUGUAAACCGGAUGGGGAGGCUAUGAGGAACUUCAGGGAGCUUUGUUGUGCUCCGGACCCCGAGAAGAAACUCACAGGAGAGGCGUUUACUCCAACUCUGGCUGUGCCUGUGGAUAUGUUCCCACAUACCCCUCAUUGUGAAGUGGUGCUUCUUUUUGAGAGGUAGCAGGUGUUUUUGGGUUCAGAGGAGAUCUUUAACUUUUCAACAGCUGGUGGUGGCUUUCAAGAGCUAAUGGGGCGUUGAAUAAUGAUGUAUGAUAAAUGAUAAUGGGUUAUCUUCCACCCAUGGUUCACCCACAAAGGUGUUUUCACGUAUUUGAUUGAAUAGAUCCCCUUCAGUACUUUGUUUUAGGGCUGCAACAAAUUGUUAGUUUUCAUAAUUUAUUUUGAUUAAUUUUGUGCUCUAUAAAAUAUCAGAAAAUAUACUGCAAGGUGAUGCUUUCAAAUUGCUUGUUUUGCACAAACCAACAAAUCCAAAACUCAUAUUAUAUAUUCAUUUAAUAAACAUAUAGACGAGUUCACACAUUUGAGAAGUUGAAGCCAGCAAAUGUUGCUGCUGAUUAAUUUUCAGCAGAUCGUCUUAUCCGCACUACUGUGAUUUUGCUGUUCAUGUAGACAUCUUACACCUUUCUUUGUCUGGUUAGUUAGCAGGUGGGAGGGGACAUUAGAGUGGAGUCAAUGCAUCUUUUACACAGUGUGUAUACAUGAUACGCUUCACAACAUUUGCUGCAGGGCUAUCCCAUUAGAUUUCAUUAUAUUGUGAUAUCCCUAAUACUGUGUCCAACUCAUGUCGUAGGUUUAAGUACUUCUCUUCGUUUGCCUUGUAGUAGCUGUAUUUGUCCAGCAGAUGGUGCCAUUACAACUUCUUCUGAGACAUUUUUUUAGGAGACAUCCCAUUCAUUCCAGUUUACUAAGGGUCAAUAACAUAUCAUGAGUGUACAGUAGAGCGAGCAGAGGGUAACUACCGUUUAUGUGAAGUCAUACAUUGCAACAAGGGCGGCCUUGCCUUUUUAGAUAGGGAGUUUUUUAUCUCUGAAGUUAAGUAAUGGGAUGAUGAUGCAGGAUAAGCACUGAUACUGGGGAUUUUUCUUUUUUACCCCAACAACACUAUCUAUGUGCUAUCUAUGUGUUUGAUAUUCUCAUAUAUUACUCAUUUCUGCUUCUCUUAUGGCUUACUUUUGCAAAACUAGGA